UUUUCUUAUUACCCAUGCUAGCCUCUCUGAUUCAUACCUAGCUAGAUGUUUGUACAAUAAGUUAAUUUGGUGUGCUUUUUUUCGAUAUAUUGCAUCACAGACUGCACACCAUUUUUAUCCAUCAAAAAGGAAACAUCCUGAGAAGGUUACAGAAGCCUUCAGCUCGAAACAUCCCGGAAAUGGCACUUCUUCCUCUUUAGGAAGUGAAGACAUCGAUGAAGCAGUUCGGCAAGUCUUGCUCAACUUCUAUUUAGCUCAUUAAUCGUGGAUAUCCUGAGUUGGAUGAUAAAAUGGCUCUCACUGAGCAUAUUAAGAUGAUCUGCAAAAUUAUCAAAGAUAUUGUUCCAGCUUUCACCAGCGGGAUUGUCACAGUGAGCAUCAUAUCGUGUGUUUUAUUUGCAAUCCAAACAUGUUUGAGCUUAAAACAAGGCAUCUUCAGCAUCGGCGCAAGUGUUUUUCAAAACGGACACCUAUACUGCAUCCUGAUGUUUCCCUUUUACCACCGAACCUUUGCUCAGCUUCUUCUGAACAUCACAACUUUGGUGUUUCUCAGCGGGAGCUUGGAGAAAGGUGUGGGGACGGUCCGUUUCCUCUUUCUGUUCCUCCUGCUGUCCUCGAUCAUAGGCUUGUUUUACAGCUUCAUGGAUCUCCUGCAGGAGGACGGCUUCCAGAGUCACACUGAGGGUUUGGUUCCCGUCACUCUUGCCUCUGUGGCCAUAACUACCAUGCACACAAAGAUGACUAAAGCCUUUCUAUGUGGAGUGAGUUUUCCCACUAUGGCCCUUCCUUGGGUGUUCCUUGUCAUCACCACUGCUCUGGUCCCUCACUGUGUGCUGCCCUGUAAUGUGAUUGCCAUCCUGGUUGGGGUGAUGUAUGGUAAAGGAUGGGUCUCUUUUCUGGACAUGUCUGAGGCCAAGGCUGGAGUUCUGGAGAAGUUGUUGCCUUUCAGGCUGUUCAGGAGCGUCAGCGGUGAUAUGUUCAUCCCAGCUUCCUCCGAGGACAGGAAGAAGACCUUGCUUCCACAGAUCAAUCCCACACCUGGGUCUUACCCAGUGCAGGCUUAUGCUCCAUUACCCACUGCCAACACUGCUGCCAUGACUUAUGAAGGCUGGCCACACCAGGCGAGUCCCACACCACCUCUCACUCUUCAUGGACAUAUUGCAGGACACAGCUCUGGACACUUUUCACCACAGAGUUUCGACCACAGCUGCAACCACAGUCACAGCCAUGGCCACGGUCACAGUCACGGUCAUAGCCAUGGCCAUAAGAGCGGAGGAUCACUGUUACAACAGUAGAUGUUUUCAGAUGAGUUUGCCUUGGCAAGGAUCCACUUAUGAAGGCUUAUCCUAUAAAAGCUACUCAGUUUUUAUCAUCUAUAACAUCCUGCAGCAUCUCAGCACUGAUUGUGUUUCUGCCUGCUUGUAUAAUUAAGUCUAGUUGUGUUUUUUUUUGAAAGUUCAAAUAUUUCUGGUGACUUGUCAUUUUUAAAAAUUCUAAUUUUCUAUAUUUUUAUUCCUACUAAUUAAAAAUUAAAUAAAAACCUUCUAAUCUCUUUCUUACAAAUUGGAAACCAUAAUUGAUGCACAGAAGUAACAAUACAGACCCUAAUAGGGCUGUAUUAGCUGCAUGGUCAACCCAUAAGAAAAAUGACUAAUAACCAGUGUGCAGUGUUGUUGGAGCAGUCAUGUUUUCCCAGUAUUUUCUAAAAUAUUCCAAUCUUUUUAUGGUAGUAUUAAAAAAUGUAUUUUAUUUUAUUAGACCAACUUCAACUUACCAACUAUUCAUGGUAAGAAAUGCAUGUAAAUAAUUGCAAUUUGGCAUCAAGAAAGCAAUCAUGUGCUUUACCAGUUUUUGUAAAAUAGUACAUUUGAAAAUUCAUGGAUAACUAUAUUUUAGCAUUAAAUAUAUUUUGAUUAAUAGUGUUUGCACAUACUGGUGGAAUAACCAAAUAACACCAAAUAUGAUUUUUAUGCCAGUGCUAUUAAUUUAUGAGAGCUGCUGCGUAAUCCUUAUGCUAGUUGAUGGUCUAGUAAAAUUGCUAAGCACUGUAUCUUUCUAUUUUUCUUUUUUUGUCUGAUUAUCUGAAUUUGGUGUCAGCAGGAUGUACUCCACUUCCUGUGUUGCAUCUAGACAAACAGUCCAAACAAAUUUCACUGAUUAGGUUUAGAGAGUGGUUUCCUUUGUGGUUUUGGUCCAUUUCUCUGCAAGUUAAGUUGUCAUGUUUACGCCUAAAUUAAAGGCCUCUGUGAUGAGUAAAA
Molecule: messenger RNA, 2258 nt
Organism: Neolamprologus brichardi
Lineage: Eukaryota; Metazoa; Chordata; Actinopteri; Cichliformes; Cichlidae
Gene: rhbdd2
Product: rhomboid domain containing 2
Cellular component (GO): membrane
Molecular function (GO): serine-type endopeptidase activity
Source: RefSeq, a predicted model, not a curated record